UGAGCAGAUGUAAAAUGACCUGGUUCAGCUUUAUCCAUACUGUGAAGAGAGAACACGGUCCAGUGCUUUAAGUAGAUUAAUGAUUAUUUCUUUCCACUGUUUGAGUGUUAAGGUUAAUGUUGCCAUCCAUCGGUUCAUCGUGUGUGUGAAUUAGUCUACACAAUUUACAAUUGCAUGUGGUGACAAAAUGCAAAGGCAGCUUUAUUGGCAAUCUGUCAGAAAAAUGUUCAUUGCUAACAGAAGCUGGACUCAGACAGACUCAAAUAUAACAGCUACAGGAUAGUACAAAUCGCAUACAUUUACAGAACGUACAUACUAUGGAGAAAAGUACAGGUAAUAUGAAUAAAUAGGAAUCUGAAUUGCGCAUAAGAUUAUAUUGCACAGUGACAAUGAUUAAAGGUAAUAAUGCACUGCACUGUUUGCUAUUUUUUUUUCUCACUUCUUGAUUGUAUGUGUAAACUCGAUUUUCUUCGUCAGUGGUCGAAAAAAGUGCAGUGUAUGAAGAGACGUAUGCACAGAGUAAUGUUUCUAAUAAACUGUUUCCUUUGUCGCUUUUCGCAUAUUGCUUUCUGCACAUCCUGCUUUGCACAUUGAGCAAAGCUUUGCGCAAAGUCCCUAGUGACCUUAUCAGAUUUAAAUCUAGCGCCCUGUUCAACACGAUUACAGUGUCGUUUCCGUCACUGCAUGGCAGUGAGUUUCUCUGGAGAUGCUGUGGCUGGUCUUUUUUUAAACUCUGGGAAAAAGCUACGUCAGGACUCCAGGCUAGUGUUUCAGCUGUUAUCCAAAACCCCGGGAUCCUCAUGCCUUGAGCUCCCCGGUGCGCGCUCACCUCCCCGCAGUCAGACUCUACGCGGUGCGCGAGAAAAUCUUUUGGCCACAAACCGUACCUCCAACUUCAGUGGUUUUCAUGGAGAUCUGCACUUGUCGGCUGUGUUUUUGGAUGAAUAUCAUGACAGGCUUUUCCUGGGAGGGAAGGAUGUUCUCUACUCGUUGAGACUGGAUCACAAACAUGAUGCUAAAGAGAUCCAUUGGCCUUCAUUGCCUGGGAACCGUGAGGACUGUAUUCUCAAAGGGAAGGAUCCCGAGACAGAGUGUGCAAACUUUGUGCGGUUGUUGCAGCCAUUUAACCGCACUCAUCUACUGGCCUGUGGAACUGGAGCUUUCCAACCCGUGUGUGCAUAUGUGAUGGUUGGACACCGCGGAGAGCAUGUGUUCAGUUUGGAUCGCACCACGGUACAGAAUGGGAGGGGGAAAUGUCCCCAUGACCCCAAACUACCCUUUGCAAGCACCUUCACAGGUGGAGAGCUGUACACUGGUCUGACUGCAGAUUUUUUGGGGAGAGACUCUGUGAUUUUGAGAGGUUUAGGGACUCGCUCGCCAAUGAGAACAGAGAUGGAUCAGAGAAUCCUACAUGAGCCCAGGUUUAUUGCGGCCCACCUCAUUCCUGACAGUGCGGACAGAGAUGACGAUAAAAUUUAUUUCUUCUUCACUGAAAGAGCAACAGAGACUGCAGAGCGAGAUGAUGAAGGAGCCAUACACACACACAUUGGACGAUUGUGUGUGAAUGAUGUGGGUGGGCAGAGGGUUCUGGUGAAUAAGUGGAGCACAUUUAUUAAAGCCCGACUGGUGUGUUCUGUUCCUGGACCUCAUGGCAUCCAAACACACUUUCACCAGCUGGAGGAUGUGUUUCUGUUAAGGACCAAAGAUGAAACCAAUCCAGAGAUCUAUGCAAUAUUCAGCACCAUCAGUAAUGUGUUUCAGGGGUAUGCCGUGUGUGUGUAUAGUAUGGCUGAUAUCCGUGAAGCAUUUAAUGGGCCAUUUGCUCAUAAAGAAAGGCCGGACUAUCAGUGGGGACCUUAUGAAGGACGAGUCCCUUACCCGAGACCAGGAGUGUGCCCUAGUAAGAUCACGGCUCAGCCUGGUCGUGCCUUCCGUAGCACACUGGAGUUUCCAGAUGCUGUUCUGCAAUUUGCUCGAACACACCCACUAAUGUGGCGUCCCAUUUACCCAUCACAACGGCAACCACUGCUGCUCCGCACCGGCGCCCCAUACAGGCUCACACACAUCACUGUAGACCGCACACAGGCCGAGGACGGAUACUAUGAUGUCAUGUUCAUCGGCACUGAUGUUGGGACUGUGCUAAAGGUUAUCGUACUUGGAAACAGUAACUCUCUCGCCAACGAGGAGAUUACACUGGAGGAAAUGCAGGUGUUCAAGGUACCCACUCCCAUAACCUCCAUGGACAUUUCUGUGAAAAGGCAAACUCUGUUCGUGGGUUCACAGACAGGUGUUGUCCAGGUGCCUCUGCACCGCUGCAGUAUGUACGGUAAAGCUUGUGCCGAGUGCUGCCUAGCUCGAGAUCCAUACUGUGCCUGGGACGGACGCACCUGCACACGCUACCUGCCAAACACAAAACGGCGUUACCGAAGACAGGACAUCAAACAUGCAAACCCAGCACUGCAGUGCAUGGACCAAAACCUCAGCGUGGAGGACCUGGAGCUGACUGAAGAACGGCUCGUUUACGGCACUGAGAACAACAGCACCUUCCUGGAGUGCAUCCCUCGAUCGCCACAGGCCACUGUCACAUGGCACAUUCAGAGAGAUGACUACAAAGAGGAGGUGGUACUGGAUGAACGUAUCACUAAGACAGACGAUGGUUUGUUGUUCCGCCGUGUGCUCCGUCAGGACAAAGGCAAAUAUGUGUGUCGAUCUCGGGAACACGGGUUCACACAAACCCUCUCACGCUUCUGGUUGGACGUCUUACAAACCGACACCCUUUCGGACCUCCUGUCACGUGACAGCAAAUAUAAAGUAUGGUCGCCGUGCCCUGCCAACACAGCCUCUACCAAUCGUGGCCCAGCCAAGACGUGGUUCAAGGACGUCUUGCAGCUGAUUGGUCCUUCAAACCUGCCGCAGGUAGAGCAGUACUGUGAACGUGUUUGGUGUAAUGAGAAGCUGAGACGCAAACACAAAAGCAUGAUGGACAAAUAUCGGCAAGCGCAGGACUCUGGGCGGAGAGCACGAGUCCAAAAGAGCACAGGAGAAUCCCGAAUCCGCUCUCCACGGGACCUCCACUCACAAGAGUAAAAUACAGAACCACAUGAAGCAAUAUGGACUUCCAAUGGAAAGUGGACGUGUUUUUUAGAUGCUCUCUCAAACACACACACAUAAACAUACUUGUUUUUGUUUGUGGUGAUGUAAAAUAUUAUAGGUUUUGUCUCUAACAAUCCAAGAUCUCUCUGUGUUAAUUAGGACAUUCUUGAGUGUCCUUUCCAAAAGUUCCUGUGACCAUGGCAGCCGGCCCUCAUCAUCUUACAGUAGACCAUGGCUGAUGUUAUACGUCACACUUAAGAACUCAGCAGCUGCAAAACCUUUUUACUGGAACAAAGGGAACUAGUAGAUUGGAGCGCUGCCCCUGCUAUAACAGGUGCCAAAAAACAUACAUUCAUUUAAGAUACAUCUGGCUGUGAUACAGCUGAGUGUAAUACUCAGAGACUUUUCCUCAACUGAGAACUAUGGCAGCAUUCAACAAAACUCAGCUUGCCAGUACAUUAAGCUGGAAAGAAAUAAAAGUUUGGACUAAUUAGACUAUUUUCUAGUAACUGAAUCAUAUGUUGACGACCGUUGAGACUUCAACAGAACUGACUUUGUUCUUAAUCAUCUUGGAACACCACAUCGCAAUCAUGAGCUUUAGAACUUUGUACAGGGUUUGUUUUCUUUUCAAUUUUUGCGAGGUAAAGUUUUGGUAACACUUUAUAGUAAGGUCCGAUUUAUUAGUUAAUGCAUUAGCUAACUUUAAAUAAUGAAUUUUACAGCAUUUAUCAUGGUUUAAAAUUUAU
Messenger RNA from Cyprinus carpio (common carp), 3839 nucleotides. RefSeq names its product semaphorin-3G-like. The transcript has 15 exons. Gene Ontology annotation, biological process: axon guidance; neural crest cell migration; negative regulation of axon extension involved in axon guidance. NCBI's taxonomy places the organism in Eukaryota, Metazoa, Chordata, Actinopteri, Cypriniformes, Cyprinidae. Bases 685 to 3087 code for a protein of 800 amino acids. The record is from RefSeq and is a predicted model, not a curated record. Gene Ontology annotation, molecular function: semaphorin receptor binding; chemorepellent activity.